Molecule: messenger RNA, 2716 nt
Organism: Gadus morhua (Atlantic cod)
Lineage: Eukaryota; Metazoa; Chordata; Actinopteri; Gadiformes; Gadidae
Gene: nfkbiz
Product: nuclear factor of kappa light polypeptide gene enhancer in B-cells inhibitor, zeta
Exons: 9
Coding region: 975-2372 (465 amino acids)
Biological process (GO): regulation of gene expression
Cellular component (GO): nucleus
Molecular function (GO): protein binding
Source: RefSeq, a predicted model, not a curated record
UUGUACUUGAGUAAAAUUUAGCAAGGGGUAUCUGUACUUUUACUCAAGUAAGGAAGCUGUGUACUCAGUCCGCCUCUGGUUAUAGACCCGUUGCUAAACCACUGUGUAACUUCAUUUGCAUGCGAUGCUAUGUUCUUCCUGCUGCUACGUAAUCAUAGCCUGGUUCAAACUUGUUUUGACAGUUGGUAAAGCCCCAAAACAUUUCCUCAUGCCUGGCAUCUUCAAUAAGGGAGUAAACGUUCAUCUGUGUGGGAGCAUUUGAAAAUGCCUUUGUUUUUUGACGGGUUAAGAGUUUCAAACCACCUUUGGCGCCUUUGGUCUGGUCAAAAUUCUGCCUAGCUUUACUGAAGGUUCAUUUAAUUUAAGGGAUCUAAUACAAUUUAAAAAUUGAGCCGAUAGACUUUAAGUUAAAGGUCUGUUGUAUUUUUGUUCAUAUGGUUUUGGGGCAGUCGCAUACUUUUUUUUUUGGACUCUAGAUCUGCGAAACUUUCCCGCCCAGAAUCCAAGUGCACGCCGUGAACACGUGAAGGUGCUUAAAAAAAUGCAAACUGGAUUUACUCUUUUUGAACGCUGUUUCCUCCUUCCUCAUAUUGCAGAUAUCUUGUGCGGUCACGUUUGGAAUGAAGAAAUAGUUCUAAUGAAUCUCGGGUGUGUCAACUCGACGUCUUAAAGCCUCGUCUGGUUCAUUCCUUUAAACAGUCAUCCAGGAACACAGACAGGACCUAAGAAGAGCAGCUCGUAUCAGUCAUGUAAAAUAUUACAUUAGGCCUAUACAUACAUCAUUCUUAUUUUAUUUUUAAGUUAUUAUUUAAUAUUAGAAUUUAUUUUAAUUUUUAAUUUUUUUAAAUUAUUAUUUUACCCUCCCAAAGCAGUUGGUCGAUCGUAUAGUUGCAGGGCACCGCGCAUUAUUGAUUAUUCUACCGCGCGACGCACGGGUGAGCCAGGCCAGCGCGAGGGGGACGCACGGCCGGGCCAUGAGCCAGGCCUUGAGCGCGAGGCGGACCCACGGGGGGGUCAUGAGCCAGGCGGUCAGCGCAAGGGGUACGCACGGGGGGGCCAUGAGCCAGACGGUGAGCGCGAGGGGCCACACCCACACCGGGAGCAGGCUGACUGUCCGAGAGCUCAUCGAGCUGCACCGGAGAACCACCGGGGCGCAACCGGCGAAGCGACAGAGAUGCCACCGGGACGCCCUCACUCAUCCCUACAUGUGGGGAGGUAACCGUCCACCUCCUGCGAACCCUGCUCUUAAAUCCGGCGCCGAUCCGCUGUCAACCGCCGAGGCAGCACCCUGCAAAGUCUCCCGCUGCGACCUUUUCGACGACGGUGUUUCCACGAUCUGCCAGCCGUACGUCGAGCGCUCUCCGCCGCGGGGCCUGGACCUACCCGCCGCGGAGCCGGAGAGUGUCGGUCGAGCCGUGAGCCUGUUUCAGUGGCAGGUGAUGCGCGAGAUCGGGAGGCUGGGGGCCGUGACGGAGUCACUUUUGAGGAUUCAGGACGAAGACGGAGACACAUGUCUUCACAUCGCCGUGGCGCAGGGAAAGAGAGCUCUUGCCUACGCUCUAGCUAAGAAGAGCGUUGGAUCCAUCGACACCAACGAGAACAACGGUCAGAGUGCCUUGCACAUUGCGGUGAUCACCAACCAGCCUUUGAUCGUGCAGGACCUGCUCCUUCUGGGGGCAAAGGUCAACAUUAGGGACCGCUGGGGUCGCUCUCCUCUCCACGUGUGCGCUGAGAACGGCCACGCCCUGACCCUCGAGAUCAUCCAAACGACCCUCUGCCUCGGAAACUGCCAACCAAUAAACGUGGAGCUGUUGAAUUACGAAGGCCUGUCCCCUCUCCAUGUGGCGGUGACUUCCUACAACACCCUGGUCCGGGAGCUACGGCGGCUAGGGGAGGGGUGCCCGCUGGUCGCCAUGGAGAUCGCCCGUCGUCAAGGGCAGCUGGCCGCCUGCGUCAGGACGCUGCUGCUCAUGGGCGCUCAGUGCGGCACCCAGGACCGCAAGAACGGGAAGACGGUUCUCCACCUGGCGUCGGAGGAGGCGCAGGGAGAGCUGUUCCUCCUCCUCCUCCACCACCCCUCCUCCUCCUCCAUCAUCAACCACAAGACGUACAGCGGUAACACGGCGCUGCACAUCGUCAGCUCUCUGGCGCGUGACGCCGGCGCCCUGACGCCGUUGGACACACUCCUGAGGGCCGGGGCCGACCCGGGGGCCCGCAACCUGGAGAACGAACAGCCCGCCCACCUGGUUCCCCACAGCCCCGUCCGGGACAAGGUACGGAAGUUGAUCAAGGGCCACAACUACUACGCGCUUUUCCUAACCGCUCCGAAAAUGCAUAAACGCUGUCAGUUAGACAGUCCAACGUUCUAUUAAGAGAUCUUCCCUCGUGGGGAAGAUACCGGUCGUUUCAAUGAAACAUUAUCACCUGUACACUACUAUGUAGUGCCUAUGGGGGGGGGGGGUUUGUAUCGAAGGAAUGUAUGUUUGUGGAGGCAUAUGUGUUUGUGUUCUCGGACAGCGUGUGUCCUUAUUUUGUAUCCAAGGCAUGUUUGUGUUUGAGUGCGAUGUGUGUAUGCGUAUGUGUGUGCGUGUGUUUGUGUGUAUGGCCUGUUUUUGGUAAUUACGGUGUGUGUGUUUGUAUAUGUGCUAUGUGUGUUAGUCUGCAUCUGUCUCUUUCUAUCUCAAGUGUGUGUGUGUGUGUGUGUGUGUGUGUGUGU